Molecule: messenger RNA, 2697 nt
Organism: Daldinia vernicosa
Lineage: Eukaryota; Fungi; Ascomycota; Sordariomycetes; Xylariales; Hypoxylaceae
Exons: 5
Coding region: 1-2697 (898 amino acids)
Molecular function (GO): ATP hydrolysis activity
Source: RefSeq, a predicted model, not a curated record
AUGUCUCAAGAGCCGCUUGAUUUCGAUAGCAUGUGGCGUGCUGAGAUACAAAACUUCCAGAAACUUACAGAGAAACAUCUCCCGACAAGUACGCCCAUAUCCCCAGAAGACCUCCAAAAGAAACUCGAUAAUCUAUUCAAGAACGGGGACCAAGACGCGCAUGGAAGUUCGCAAGCAAGGAGAAUAGGGUUGGAUAUCAUAUCAUAUGUGAAGUUGCUAGGGGGAGUUGCUGCUCAAGGAGCUUCGAUUGUAUUCCCGCCUGCAGAUCUCUGUUUCAAAGCUAUCACCCUGUUGCUAGAUAUCCCGCAAAAGAUCAGUGACAUGCACGGGGAAUUCAGAGAUGUGUUUCUAGAGAUAGGUCCGACCCUCUCUCAAUUUAAGAUAUAUUCGAGGAUCGAGAACUUGAAGGCUCUCGAUAAAGACCUGCUUAAGUCUACCCACGAAGUGAUGAUUUGCUUUGUGGAUAUCUGUGCUCAAUGCAUAAAUGUUCUGCAAGGGGGCAUAAGGAAGAAGUUGAAAUUCACGGCGAACCGAGUCCUUUUGAACAGCAGCGACGUCGCUGACGGUCUUCGACGUUUUAAAGACACCGUCCAACGACAACAGAGCACACAGAACACCGUUGCACUUGAGCUGAUCAUGAAAAAUGAGAAGGGUAUUGUUGACUUACUGACCGACUCCUAUAAUAACGGAAGACUCAUAAGGAACAUCGACGACAAGGUAGGAGGGCUGGUAAAUUCAGAGGAGAAAAGGACAUUAGAGAACACGACACAGAAGUACAUAUCCAAGAUCAAGGCCUACUUCGGCAUCUCCGAUGACGAACUGAACGCUUCUCAGGCCACUUACAGAGAUAUAUCGAGAAGGAUACGGGUUGAUAGUGGUAAAUGGUUCAGGGCUGUGAAAAGCUAUGAGAAUUGGGUGAAAGGCUCUAGCAAUAAUCCAAGCCCUCUCCUCUUCUUAACCGGACCUCCAGGUUCAGGAAAGACAUUUUCUAUUGUCGCCAUCAUCCAACAUCUGCAGUCCGAAUAUAGCUCAACGGAAUCGACCAACAAGUGUCUAAUAGCAUAUCACUUCUUCCCUACUGGACAAGGCAAAAACGAUGACGAGAAGCAACUCGUGCCAACUGCACUGAAGUCGCUGGCUAUUCAACUAGUUGAGCAAGAUAGUGCGCUUGCAAAGAUUGUAUCAGGUUCCUGCUCCGAUGCCGAAAAGGACGGGAAGCUUAAAAGCGCAAGAUAUAGGGAACUGUGGAAAAUCUUGAAAGUUGGGUCUCCGAUGAGGAAUACCACCCAUUUCAUAGUUCUCGACGGUCUCGACCAUCUCCCUCUAGAAGAGGCGAAACCAUUUCUGGAGAUGAUGAGUGCAUUUAAUGAUGCAUUAGAUAAUGAAUCAGGGCUGGUGAAGAUCCUUGUCUGUGGCCGAGCCGAGCUCUUCGAAGAUGAAAAGUUAUCUAGAUGUCGACCUUCAGAACCUAUUUUCGGGAAACGGGUUCUCAGUAUUGAAGAGUUAGAAGCUGCGCUGUUCCUUCAAUUUGAGAGAGAUAUGAUCGAGCCACUCAAUAGGUAUAUUGACGAGAAAUUCUCAAAAGUACUCAGAGUCGGACCGAAAAACCUAGUCGAGCUGCGAGAUAUUGAUGUUGAAUCUUGCAUCGUGAAACAGCGAGAAACAUCUCGAGAGACGGAUGAACCACCGAGAAUUAGUGCUACCAUAACUAUUGCUAAUGUGAAUCACGAGACAGUUCAACGAUUCCUAUGGGAUCUGAAUACAUACUCGAUUCUAGAGGGGUUCUCUUUUAAACAGCACUCGGAGACCUCGAAUCCCCCCAAGAGCCGCAUACACGUCAAUGAGGUUGACUUUAACCUUGAUAUUGUGAAGCUGACUUUCAAAUUCCUUCGCCAGCCAAUAGACUCGAGGACUAAAGCUAUUGGUAGCUAUUUGCUACGCUGCCUCCCAGAUCAUCUCAGAGUCUUAUGGGGAGCUACCGGCAAAGACGCUAUUGGGUUGAACGAUAAGAAAGAUAUUGGCAGGGGAAUCUACGAUCUUUUUGACGACGUAUCCAUAAUUGAAAGACAUUGGGAUAGCUAUGCGAAAGUGAAGUGGUACGUGAAUCCCGAGGGAAUGUCCAUAUUCUGGAAAUGGCUACAAGAUCAAGAAGCCACAAAGGGCUUAUCAAGGAACGACAUGAAACCAUUGCACGACGCGAUGUCAGCUGGUAACCCAACCAGCAAGCUACUUGUUCCUGUUGUGAAACAUGGCCCCCCCAUACUCAACACCGAGAUCAUAAAAGAACUUUUGAAGACCGAAGAAUCUAUCGAAGAACCCGUGAUCACGGAGAUUUUACGCGUCUUUAAUUCUGAAUGCCAUCAAGAGCAAGAUCCGGAAGCAAUGAUUAGUAUGCUAGUAAAUAAGACAAACGGACUGGCGGUGAAGAGCGAUGAAGAAUCCCUCAAUAGUCAGUAUCUUGCCGCUGGUUCAUUGCUUAAGGGGUGCAAGAGUGUGAUAGACCAGGGCUGCGGGUUCACUUGCGAUAAGUGUAAAAGUAAAGAGUGGGAUUUGGAAAACGAAAUGCACCUGUGCAAGUAUUGCUUUGACACGGGGUUCUGUAGCCGCUGCCUCGAUGGAUUGAGGUCUGAGGGGGGGAACGGUGGCACACAUGCGGUCCGCACCAUGACUGGCUUUGCUUCCCAAAGUGGGAUGUAG